AUGGACAAAAAGGAUGAAACUGUGACUCUCAAGGCGAAGGCAACCCAUCCUCCGUCCCGGCCAGUGACCAAGGCUCCGACCUCCAGACUGUCGACAAGUUCUACGACUAGACCGACCUCUACCUCUACUGCUACCUCGUCGGCUGCUAGGCAUACCGCCGGAAGUUCUUUGAGCAAGCCGCCAGCCAGACCGACUGCUGCAAGCACAACCGUUCGCAAACCCUCUGCCACAGCCUCGACUUCCUCAAUUGCAACCCAUAAGAAAAGAGAAUCAGACACGUCGGUGUCGGUGGACGAGAAGCCUUCUGGCGACGAGAAGAGCAAAGAUGGCAUAUCUGCAAGACCAAAGAGGAUGUCUCUGGCACCCUCCACGACGUCUGAUCGAGCCUCUGCCUCCAAGUCCGUUGCGGCCACCCCUGCUCGACGAACAUCCAUGCAAGCCGCAGGGACAUCAAGUCAACAACCCACCAGCAGUCCAAUUGGCGCGAGGAAGGUAGCUGCCACCCCGAGCGCCGCCCGUACCUUGGCCUCGACCAGUUCUGCUACGCGAUCGAAGGCCCUCGCUUCCUCCUCAAGAAGUGUUGCUACCGGACCGCUUGCUGAGAAGAAGCGCCUGAGCACAAUCCCUGCUUCCCCUGCCGUCAAGACCGGUAUUGAAGAGCCCGAAGAUAACAAGGAAAAUAUAUCAUCAGCCGCAGAAGAGAAGGCUGCCGGGAAUGCCCGUCCCGCGCUGGAAUCGAGGAAAUCCACGAGAUCGCUCUUGAUUGAGCAGCGGAUAAGAGAGUUUGAGCUUGUCAAUAGCAUGUUGCAAGCAGCUAUGACCGCAGAUGGUGCCGAUGAACAAGAACAACAGUCCAUGAAUCAAGAUGCCGCAAGUAAAAUCGCAAAACUCAAGUCGGAUCUUGCCAAGGUCAGGGAAUUCGAACGUACUCACGGUCGAGUACCAAGUGCCGCGGAAUUAGAGGAGCUGCAAUCGGUGGCUGAAGAAACAGCUCCUGAGUCCGCGGUUGAAGCAGUGGAAAACAUUGAGGCUGCGGCUGCAACGGAGCCGCAGGACGAAACCCUUCAAAGCCAGGCCCAAGUCGCCGCCUUACAAGCCGAGUUGAUAGACUUGAAGGCGAAACUCGAACAGUUCAGCAAGAGCGCGGAGGAAGAGAGCCUACGCGUGCAGGAAGCUACGGAGGCCAUGAGAAAUGAGCAUGCCGCGAAAAUUGACCAACUUACCUCACUCCACGAGACCAAGCUUUCGGAAAUGGAGAGUGCACAUCAAGAAGAGGUGCGAGGGCACGAUUCCAAAAAAGACCAGCUCUCUCUUGAACUCGCCCUUGCGCAGGAGGAGAUUGAGCGGUCCAAGUUAGAACUGGAAGAACUUCGCAAUGCCGCUAUUGAACAGGCUUCGACGAGGGACAGUAACGCGGAGCUCCAAGAGGAGCUCCGCACCAAGAAUGCAACUCUCGAAGCUACUUACCAAUCACAGCUUGCCGAAAGCCAAAGCAAGCUUGAUGAAUUGGCUACAGAGGUUGUGAACAAACAGAAAGAAAUCGCCCAGCAACAGGAAGAACUGGCUAAAAUUAAUGCGGAAACGUCUCGCCAAAGUGAAGUCAUUGUAUCGUUGAAAAAUCAAGUUCUGGAAUUCCAACAAGCAAGGGAUGAGGAAAGCAAUGCCCGGGUCGCACUAGUCAGAGAGCUCGAGAACCAGAUCAAAGAUCUACAACAAGAAAAGGUUGAUGCGAACGCCGCCGCCGCUUCAUCCCUCGCGGCCGUCCAGGAAGCACAUACGGAAGAACUAGAAGCUAUCAAGCGGCAAUUAAGUGACGCGCAAGAAGAACUGAAGAAGGCACAGCAUUCGCAAGAAAGCGAAUUGCAAAAAGUGUUGAAGAAAUCCGAAGCAGACCUGAGCGCCGCAAACGCCGAGCUUGAAAGUUACAAGGCUUCGCAUUCAAGUAGAAUCCAAGAUCUCGAAGCUCAGUUACAAAAGACCAAAGAUGAAGCAGAGGCAAAGAGAGCGGGGCACGAGGGAGCUCUCGCAGCGAUGCAAAGUCAAGUAGAUACAGCCAAGACCGCUCUCGACCAGGCUACCGCAAGCCAUGAGCAAAUUUUGAAAGAUCACGAGGCCCAGAGCGAGUCUGCUCGAGAAGAACUUGCCGCAUUGAAAUCUCAUCAAAAGGAGCUCGAGAGCCUUCUGUCCGGAUCGCAAGCGAAACACGAGGAAGAAGUUGCGACGCUGAAAUCUGCUCAUGCCGAGCAGAUCCAGCAGCUCGAACAAAAGCUCCACGACUCCCACAAGGAAGUUUCAUCCCUCAAGCAAACACAUUCCUCCCAGAUCAAGCAGUUGGAGGACCAGAUGAACGCCUCGCUCAAGGAUUUGGAGUCUAUUGAAACCGGACAUGUGCAACAACUCGAUCGCAUGAAGUCCGAGGCAUCGGAGUCACAACAGAGGGCCGUUGAAGAGGCCGAGAAGAUUCAUAUUGAAAGAAUGCGAAACCUUGAGCAACAGCUGAAUGCCGCGGAGGCCGAGCUGGCAAAUGCAAGAUCCACCCAUUUGAAGCAGCUAGAAGAGGUUGGGCAAAAGCGAGCUACAGAACAUGAAAUUGCGCUGAACGCGUUGAAGGAAUCCCACGCCACUAUGGUCAUGGAUUUAAAGGGUCAGCUCAAAUCAGCUCAAGAGUCUGUGCAAACCAUCAAAGAUGAGCAUGCAAAACAACUGAGUCACUUGGAAGAGCAGAUCUCCUCGCGUCAUGCCGAGACAAUCACUUCUCUAAAAGCGGAGCAUGCACGACAACUUCAGGACAGAGAGAGCAAGGCCAAGUCUUUUCAUGAGGAGGCGCUUGACGAAUUACGAUCGAGCCUCGCAGAUGAGAAACGCCAGCUGGAGUCACAAACAAAAUCUCUUCAAGAGGAGCUCGAGGGUAACAGAUUCCAGACACAGAUGGUGAAAUCUAUUCUUGAAAACACAGAAAAAGAGGCCAAAGAAAAGGAGGAGGAACUCAAUGAAGCUCUCGAGAAACUAAAAGCAGACAUGUCGACUUCCGUGAUUAAACUUGCACGAAUGAGUGAGCUUCAGAUGGAACACGAUCAACUCUUGGAUGCAAAGAAGGUUUUGGAGGCUAGGGUUCACGAGGACAUGGAGGCGUUACGCGCUGAACAUGAAAAGGCGCUUGCCGAGCUCGAGAACACGCUGAAGGAACAACACGAGCAAGCUAUUGAGAAAGUGCGCGAAGAGCAUGCCAAAUCCGUCGAGUCCAGCCAAGCCGCAAACGAAUCUCAAUUCGAAGAACUAAAGAAAAAGAUGAAGGAAGAACAUGACAGCCAAUUGGAUGAGAUCAUGAAGACCCUGGAGAGCCAGUGGAAGACCCAAGUUGACCAACUAGAGGAGCAAAAUGCGGCCGCUAGUGCCCGCCUCGCAGAAACUGAGAAGCAACAUGAACAAACCUGGCAAAAAGUCAAAUCGGAACACGAAGCCGCACUCACGCAACUUCAAGCGGAGCUGCAGGGGGCGCGCAAUGCCGCUGAGUCCGGUCAAUCUUCAACCGCACAGCUGGAGGAACUUCGAACUCAACUUGCUGAAGCACAAGAACAUGCCAGAGAGGUUGAGAAAAAGCACCACGAAGCAAUGGUACUAGCAAACGAGGAACGAGAAUCUGCUCUCGCGGCGAUGAAGCAAGAGCUGAUUGCUGCGAAGGAAGCUGCUGCGCAGCGACCUGAUCCCUCACAGCUCGAAGAAUUGAAAAAGAAGUACACGGAUGCCCAAAAGGAGCUUGUUGCACUGCAGGAGAAGCACGACCAUGCGAUCCGCGAGGUCAGGGCAGAAUAUGAUGCCCAACUCGAAAAGGUCUUCACGGAGUUGAAUGAUGCCAAAUUGGCGGCGGAGAGGGCUCCUGAUUCAGAGCGCGUCGACGGCAUCAAGGCGACUCUCGACGAAGCAAAGAAGACUAUCGCGUCACUUGAAGCCGACCUGGAAGGAGCAAUGCUCGAAAUCGAAACUCAACGCAACCUCGCCGAGAGUGCUAGCAAAGAGGCGGAACGAUUCAAGACUGAGGCGACUACGCUUUCAAGCCCGAAGCCUCCUGAGAAACCUGUGAAUGCCACUUCUCCUAGAUCCCCAAAACAAGGUCUGGAAUCUAGUCGGUGGGCCAGCCCUGGAGAAGCAGCGUCUGAAGCAACAGGCGCCACAGCUGACGAAACGGCACCUGGCCCAGCGACGAAUGGGAAAAGUCUGAAUGUUGCAGGUCAGUUGGCCGGCAUCCAAGAGCAGAUCCGGCAGUUGGACGAUCUGAGCGAAGAUUUCCUCGAAGAGCAUCAGAAGAUGGCGGGGAUUUUGAGUCGCGUCGAAGAUGAGACUCAGACUCCGACGGCGGACGUUCAAAAGGACGACGAGGAUUUAGAUUAG
This is a messenger RNA of Cladophialophora bantiana CBS 173.52, 4389 nucleotides long. RefSeq lists its product as uncharacterized. The transcript has a single exon. Lineage: Eukaryota; Fungi; Ascomycota; Eurotiomycetes; Chaetothyriales; Herpotrichiellaceae. The coding region runs from base 1 to 4389 and encodes 1462 amino acids. The record is from RefSeq and is a predicted model, not a curated record.